AUGCUUAGAGGCCUGGACCCCAAUAAGUAUUUGGGAAAGCUGAUUUCGUUUUUAGACCCAGUUCUUCCCACUGCAUCCCGUACUGACUUUGUUAGGUGUUGGCAUGCGAAGACUGACGGCUGGGCGGCAUCGACAUUCCACAGCAACUGCGAUGGGAGAGGACCUACAGUGACAAUCAUCAAAGUGAACGAUUACAUAUUUGGUGGAUAUACUGAUGUGUCCUGGAGCGGAGCUGGUUCUUGCGCAGGUUAUUCCUACGCCAGAAAAGCUUUCAUUUUCUCUCUCUAUAACGUCAAUGGAUACCAUCCCGUAAAGUUGACACAAUACCGACAUCAGCAAUAUGCAAUGUACAGAUGUAAUACGUAUGGACCCACCUUUGGGGUUGGUCAUGAUAUCCACAUAUCCGACGGCUCUGGAUACAACCAAAACUCCUACACCAGAUGCGGUAACACGUACACGACACCCUCAGGAUACUCAACUGUUGGAAACCAUGGAUUUUUCGCAGGAAGUCGUUACUUUACUCCAUCUGACAUUGAAGUUUUCUUCGAAAUGGGUGGUCUUGGUGCAUCUAUUAUACUUAGAGGCCUGGACCCCAAUAAAUACUUGGGAAAGCUGAUUUCAUUUUUAGACCCAGUUCUUCCCACUGCAUCCCGUACUGACUUUGCUAGGUGUUGGCAUGCUAUGACUGACGGCUGGGCGGCAUCUACAUUCCACAGCAACUGCGAUGGGAGGGGACCUACAGUGACAAUCAUCAAAGUGAACGAGUACAUAUUUGGUGGAUAUACUGAUGUGUCCUGGAGCGGAGCCGGUUCUUGUGUAGGUUUUUCCUACGCCAGUAAAGCUUUCAUCUUCUCUCUCUAUAACGUCAAAGGAUAUAACCCCGUAAAGUUGACACAAUACCGAAAUCAGCAAAAUGCAAUGUACAGUUGUAAUACGCGUGGACCCACCUUUGGUGCUGGAUGUGGUCAUGAUAUCUACAUAUCCGACGACUCUGGAAACAACCCAACCUCUUACACCAGAUGUGGUUGCACGUACACGACACCCUCAGGAUACUCAAGUGGUAACUGUGGUUUUUUUACGGGGGGGUCUCAUUUCUCUCCAACGGACGUCGAAGUAUUCUAUGAAGCAGGUAAUUAA
This is a messenger RNA of Pocillopora damicornis (cauliflower coral), 1137 nucleotides long. RefSeq lists its product as uncharacterized. The record is from RefSeq and is a predicted model, not a curated record. Gene Ontology annotation, molecular function: calcium ion binding. Lineage: Eukaryota; Metazoa; Cnidaria; Anthozoa; Scleractinia; Pocilloporidae.